CACAGUACGCAACAAGUGCAAAGAAAAAUGGCGACACUAAAGACAAUAGCUAUUGUAGUAGUCCUCGUCCACUUUGUUCUGGAUGUCUAUGGCUUGUCGUCAGACGACACUUGCAGAGAGAGGCUUGAUAAACUGGAGAAACUAUUGGCGAACCUAAACGACAAAUUCGAAAACCAUCAAACGGACAACACCAAAGUAGACGCGAUGUUCAAAGUAAUUCAAGACGAAAAUAGUUACCUGAAAAGUAGACUGAAAUCUUUAGAAGAAAUUGUUCUCACCUCCAACCGCCGGACGGAGAAACUUGAAGCUAAGAUUGCAGAUUUAGAAUCUUUAAACUGGUUUCUGAAAUCCAGAUUGACAACAACAAACACUAACUAUAGUUUCGAUGAGAAAUAUUCGAGUACCUUAUUUGGAAAUCUGAAAACAUAUGAUUCACAUAAAGAAAACACGACUACCGGGCCAUCAACAACUCACGGCAAUAAGACGAAGAUACAACGCCAAACUACAAUGCUUAAACGCAAAACUAACCAGCAAGAGAAAAAACCGAGAGCAUCUAACGAAAAACGUCUCCUGACAGGAAUCCAGUCAACCUCCACCCCAUUCCCGGAUGAAGCUGCAUUUUCUGCAUACGUGUCUGUCUAUGAAACAGACAUAUCUAAGGAUUUCACCAUUCACUUUGACACCAUCGUAACAAACAUCGGCAACCAUUAUAACAAACAUACAGGAAUAUUCACCGCGCCACAACACGGUGUUUACGUAUUUACGUGGAAUCUCUACUGUAACACAGGAGGGUACAUACAAUCUCAGCUUGUUGUGAAUUCUAAUGUAGUUGGGGCUAUGUUAACAAACGCACAGGGUGCUUCAAAUAUCCGAAGCCAUACAGGUAUUGUGGUUGUUGAGGUGAACCAGGGCGAUGUGGUAUUUGUUCGUACUCACCCUACACAUAGUCACAUCGGAAAUCUCUACAGUUACAUAGACUGGCGAUCAUCCUUUAAUGGCUGGAAACUGUACUGAGUAUCAAUAAAAUGGAUUCUUUACAGCUAAAAUGAAAUGGUAUCGCAGUAUAUGGAGAUGUCGGUCAUUUCAGAUGCAUGUAUUUAUAAGCAACAUCAUAUGAAAUUUAGAAAAAGAGAUCAUGAUUCAAAUAUUA
Magallana angulata is the source of this 1150-nucleotide messenger RNA. RefSeq lists its product as uncharacterized. The record is from RefSeq and is a predicted model, not a curated record. The transcript is spliced from 2 exons. Gene Ontology annotation, molecular function: protein binding. The coding region runs from base 28 to 1014 and encodes 328 amino acids. NCBI's taxonomy places the organism in Eukaryota, Metazoa, Mollusca, Bivalvia, Ostreida, Ostreidae.